AUGUUAGUGAUGACGCCUCCAGAGCGCAAGACUCUGCGGGCCGCUCCGAUGCGAGACCGACUCCAUGUAGGGUUAGACGCUGCACGCCUGGUGUCGCUGCUGUGGCGCGACUCGCGCGUCAACGUCGAGCUCCUGCGACAGCUGGGCUAUCGCAUUAUGCCCGAGUUCCUGGCGCGCAGCGUAUGGCGUCCUGGCGUCGUCUUCGAGGGCGUCGGCGAGGUGGCCCGCUUGGACGAGCCGGACGUCUUCGUCAGAGACGACGACUUCUUGCUUUCUCGCCAGAGAGCCGUAUUCCAGGUCCUAUGCUUGGGCCAGCGGGACAACUUCAUCCUAGGCGUCACCGUGUGCAGCCUAGUGGUCAAGCUGCUUCACGAUGCUGACGGCGCACCGAACCUCGUCUGGAUCGGCAACGACACGGUGAGCCCACUGCACGGACAGUAUGACAGUGUCACCGUGCACGGGGAUGUGCGUCCGCUCGUCUACACGCUCGUCAAGGUCGAGCCUGUCCAACGCGACGACACGUCAACCGUCGGCAGCACCCCCACCGUUGCGGCCGACUUCCACUUCUCAAAGGUGACGUGGUCGUUCCUGCUGUCCACCUACGUGCCAUCCACCAUGGUGGUGAUCGUCUCCUGGAUCGCCUUCUGGGUGGACGCCGGCGCGGCCGCCUCCCGGGUCACUCUGGGCGUCGCCUGCCUGCUUAUGCUGGUAGCUCAGGUCGGCCACAAUCGCAUCGCCAGCCCGCACGACACCCAGCUGCAGCCGGGCGACGUCUGGUUUUUUGUCAGUGCCGUCGCCGUCUUCUGCAGCCUCCUGGAGUUUGUCCUGGCCCACGGCGCCCACCGCGACCAGGCCAGGGCGCAGGGUGUGGGCGCCGUCGGAGCCGCGUCUGCCGUAGCCGAGCCCCGCUACCGCGUCUACCGCAGGCCGCCCACCAUGAACACGCUGACGAUUGUGUGCGACACUGCUAGCCAGACGGACCGUUCGUACCGUGCCUACCAGGCCAACGAGCUGGACGUACUCGCCAGGGUCAUCUUCCCCAUUGCGUUCAUUCUCGUGGCGUCCCUAUAUUUUUUGUGGUACGCGGCGUCGUACUAG
This is a messenger RNA of Rhipicephalus microplus (southern cattle tick), 1098 nucleotides long. Its product is annotated as glycine receptor subunit alpha-2. Gene Ontology annotation, cellular component: membrane. Gene Ontology annotation, molecular function: extracellular ligand-gated monoatomic ion channel activity; transmembrane signaling receptor activity. Gene Ontology annotation, biological process: monoatomic ion transmembrane transport. Lineage: Eukaryota; Metazoa; Arthropoda; Arachnida; Ixodida; Ixodidae. The record is from RefSeq and is a predicted model, not a curated record.